Messenger RNA from Dentiscutata erythropus, 132 nucleotides. The record is from the annotation of a GenBank genome assembly. Lineage: Eukaryota; Fungi; Glomeromycota; Glomeromycetes; Diversisporales; Gigasporaceae.
GUUCAAGAAAGUAGAACAGAAGAAUCCAAAACAGAAGAACUUGAAAAUGAAAUAGCUGAGGAUGAUGAACUUAUUAUCUCUGGAAAAACAGAUCUUGACGAUUUAUUGCAAAAGUUCAAAGGACUACAAUAA